UAAAAAUAUUAUCAUAAAGCAUUUGCUUCUACUAUAAAUAGAUCUUCUCUUGAUCAAAGCUCUUCACUCACCAAAGCAUCAAAUACAUUUUACUUCUCUUCUAUUUCUCUUUAUAUCUAUCAUCUUUAGCUUGUCGUUUGGAAAUGGCCACCGUUGAGGUUGAACAAGUGAUUGCUCCAGCAGCAGAGAACGUUGAGGUGGCAGCAAAGGCAGUGGUGGAUCCAGAUGUGGAGACCAAACAGCCGGAAGAAGUCGUGGCCGCCACGACAGAAUCUGCUGCUGCUCCAGCCGCCGUAACUGAACAAGAAUCUGAAUCACCAGUCGUAGAAACGAGCAAAGAAGUGGUUGUUGAAGAGGCAGAUAAAAAAGAUGAAGAAAUAAAAGAGCCACAGGAAGAAGAGAAGACGGAAGCUCCGGUGGCUGAGGAGGAGGCGAAGAUAGAAAAGAAGGAGGAGGUGACUGAAACUCCGGCUGUUGUGGAGGAGGAGAAGACUGAGUCAGAGGAAGUUGUCGCUGCUGGGGAAGUCGCCGCCGAGAAGGCCGAGGAGUAAAGAUGAAGAAACAAUAUGUGACCUUCUUUGGUCUCAUUUCGUUGUUUUAAAAAGAUUACUUCGCAAAAUUUCAUAAGUAUUGUCUAUCGUGUGUUAUGAUGAAAUGAUAUUUGGUUAUGAUGAAAUGAUAUAUUUGGGAGUUCUGAUGGUUGUUAA
Messenger RNA from Raphanus sativus (radish), 707 nucleotides. RefSeq lists its product as uncharacterized. The record is from RefSeq and is a predicted model, not a curated record. The transcript has 2 exons. Bases 144 to 551 code for a protein of 135 amino acids. NCBI's taxonomy places the organism in Eukaryota, Viridiplantae, Streptophyta, Magnoliopsida, Brassicales, Brassicaceae.